This is a messenger RNA of Zymoseptoria tritici IPO323, 1286 nucleotides long. RefSeq lists its product as uncharacterized. The record is from RefSeq and is a predicted model, not a curated record. Bases 357 to 1286 code for a protein of 309 amino acids. NCBI's taxonomy places the organism in Eukaryota, Fungi, Ascomycota, Dothideomycetes, Mycosphaerellales, Mycosphaerellaceae. The transcript has 2 exons.
UAUACUCGCUGAGCAGCCGGACUCUCGGACGAAACAGUCGGCCGAGCGGACCAAAACUACAUCUUCCACAAGGUCCAGAUCGACGCCUCCCACGUUGACGGGUGUUCCGUACCUCUUUACCGCGCGAAUGGCACCGACGACAAUGAGACUUUGUUCACCGUGGGCCCGAAACCCCGGUAUGAACGGAGUGUCGUCAACUACAUAACUUCACUUCAUCUUGCUCAUUGUACACCAUGAUAAUGACCUGACUUUCAGACCUCUGACCUACGACCUGUCCCUUCAAUCCUGAAGAAAGACGAGACCAAAAGCAUCGUCCGCAAGACAGCAACCCUUUCGCCUUCCCUCAGCACGUGAACAUGUCCGCAAUGGCAAUGCAGCAGGGCCCUCCCUACCCUCCACGCACCGCCGGCCCAGGCGGCCGACCCAGCAUUUACACGGACGUCCCCAUCGCCGCAGUCUUCAUCUGCCUCUACGUCGGCGCCGCCGCAGGCCACAUGACACGCUUCCAACUCAACCGCAAAGCAGGCCACAAAUUCGUCCCCUCCGCCUUACUCUUCGGAUUCUGCAUGUCCCGCAUCCUCACCUGCUCAUUACGCAUCGGAUCCGCAACGCACCCGAACAACAUCAGCCUCUCCAUCGCCGCGGGAAUCUUCCUCAACGCCGGUAUACUACUGGUCUACGUCAUCAACAUCCUCUUCGCGCAGCGCAUUCUCCGUGCACGACAACCAAGCGUGGGUUGGAAUCCUGUGUUGCGAGUGGUGUUUAAACUCAUCUUGGUGCUGAUCGUGGUCUUCCUCUUCCUGCUCAUCCCGUUCAUCGUAGUGACGUUCUACACCCGCAACCCGAGCCUGCUCAACGCCGCGCGACACAUCCAGCAAGCGGCCAUCACCUACUUCCUCAUCGUCACAACACUGCCUUACUGGAUCCUGCUCCUAGCGUUCCGACUCCCCCGCUCCGACCGCGAAGAAACCUUCGGCACCGGAAGCUUGCGAACAAAAGUCCUCAUCCUGCUCGUCGGCACGACACUAGUCGUCUACAACGCCGUCUACAAAGCAGGCACGACGUGGGCUUCACCUCACCCGGUGAACGAUCCAGCAUGGUAUCAGAGCAAAGCAAGCUAUUGGUGCUUCUACUUUGUGCCGGAGGUGUUGGUGCUGUACUUUUAUCUGUUUAUGAGGAUUGAUCGGAGAUUUUGGGUGCCGAAUGGGAGUGGGGAGAGGAAGUCGUAUGUUUUGGAGGGGAAGAAGAUUGAUGAGAAGGAUGGGGAGAGAGAGGAGAGCGUGUGA